This is a messenger RNA of Doryrhamphus excisus (bluestripe pipefish), 2185 nucleotides long. It is a transcript of the gene naif1, whose product is annotated as nuclear apoptosis inducing factor 1. NCBI's taxonomy places the organism in Eukaryota, Metazoa, Chordata, Actinopteri, Syngnathiformes, Syngnathidae. The record is from RefSeq and is a predicted model, not a curated record. Gene Ontology annotation, cellular component: nucleus.
UGGUUAGUCGGAAGAAGAAGCCGAUUCUGGAAGCCAUUACGUUGCGCAUAUUAGUUGAAUACUAUUUUUGCGUAUUGUACGCACAGCGAUUUCUCCAAAAGAGUAAUUUCUGCAGCUAUGGUCUCGGUAGCGAAAAAAAGAAAAAUGAAUUUCUCGGAGAGAGAGGUUGAAAUUAUUGUGGAAGAAAUAGAGAAACAAAAGCACACACUGGUUAACCACUUCAAUGCUGGAGUAACCCACAUGGCAAAGAACAACGCAUGGGUGGAGAUCCUCAAAAAGGUGAACGCUGUCACGACCUGUCCCAGAGAGUUGCCGGAGGUCAAGAAGAAAUGGUCGGAUAUGAAGACGGAGGUCCGAAGGAAAGUGGCCCAGGCGCGGGCUGCUAUAGAAGGGACGUCCACCGAUUGUACUCCGGUACCCGUCCUUCUCACUGCCAUGCAGCAGAGGAUCUGCAACCUCCUGGGAGAAGCCACCAUCAUCAACUUACCUGCAGGAGACUCGGACGGUGAUAUCGCUUUGCCUGUCACAGUGAACGCCGCCGCCACCGUCACACUCACGGAAACUAUUCCAGCUGGCUCUGCAACGGUUUGUGACGAAGCAAAGACGCUGAAUGCUGAUGCUGCCUACCAAGCAUUGGAGGAAGGAGGCGUGGUAGAAUACUGCACCACAACCGUAGGUGAAUCGGCUACUACAGUCAUGGCUGCCGUUGAGGCUCCAGUGGAAGUGUUGGAAUCAUCUUCAGCUUCCUCGCCGUUACCACCUCAGGGUCAGGCAAAGCCUCAGGAAUUGAAGAGCCGCAUUGCCCUCAACUCGGCUCGGCUUCUGCAGGAGCAGAGAGUCACCAAUGUGCACAUCCGACAGAUAGCCCAGCACCUGGAGGGUCAGAACCAGCUGCUCCAAAUGAUGCGCCACUCUCAGGAAGCCCAGGUGUUUGCCCAGGAGAGACAAGCGCAAGCUUUGGAGGGCACCCAGGCUGCACUGCUUGCACUGGUACAGAUGCUCAGGCCUGCUCUCAAAGACUUGCGCAAAUUCUUGCAGAGCGGAACUGAAGUCACAAACUCUAGCAACACAGCAGCGGGUGUGACAUCGGACGUGGUGUUAAUCGAGGAGCAGAACAGGCCCCCGACAUCGCCCCCUACCACGCAGCAAACUGAAGAGACACAAUAGACUUGUAUUUGUUCACAUUUUUUGUUGGACUUCAAAAAAAAAACUGGAAGAACAUUUCAAAAGUUGCCUUAGGAAGGACAUGUACACAAUUUUUGCUGUUUUUCUCAAUUGGAAUCUGACUGACAUCUGAUGUUUGACUUUUUACAGCGAGUAACUUUAGAUUCAAUAUGGAAAUCAUGUUUUUAUGCAGAGUACCACAUACUAUUCUCCAGAUAGUCUUGUUUUUUAACACCAAAGAAUAACUCUCCCACCAAAAAAGAAACACGUUUUUCCUAAAUCUUACAGACUUAUGAUCUCCACUGAUCAUGAAUGCCAUUUAAUUUAAAACUUAUUGGGGUCAUGAAGUUGAUGAAUCACUUUUGGAACUUGAUGGAUUGUAAAAGUUAACUGUAAACAUUCUAAAGAAGUAAAACAUGCCAUAGCUCAGUACAGCAGUGGGAUCAGAAAAGCAGUUAUGGAUGUUUAGUGACAUAAUCCCAUUCCAUUAUAUUAUAUAUUCCAAAUAGUCAUUAAGAAAUGGAUGAAUUGGUCAUUCAUACUGUAUUCCCAUGGUAAAGCUUGAGAUUUAGUCUAAUGCCCACCUUUCAUGCUUCUAUAUGUCAUUUUUCUUACAUGUUAAAGUGCUCAUGACACCAAAAAAUAUUUUUUUUAAAAGGGCAAUAACAAAAUGAAAGUAUUCACUUCAUCAAAGGCUUUUGUCUUACUUUUGUCAUAUACCAGUAAACCACAAUAAAAUGAGAGUGGCAGUGAUGGACACUGACAGAUCUAUGCAAAAACUGCAAGAUACAACACCAGUGUGCAGCCGUCCAUACAAUGACAAGUGUAAAUAUGUCACCUGUUAAGGACUCAUCCAGCCUUCCAAUGUUAUUUAUAGAGAUGAGUGUGUUUUGGUGUCAUGUACACUUUAAGUGAAUGAAUUAUGGACAUGUCAUCAAAUGGGAGCAGUGGCGCAGUCUGUCAAAAAUAUAUUAGAACAUAGAACAGGAACUUCAGUGGCGACUGAGUGAUUUUUUUAAAA